GCUACGGCCUCUGACUCUCGAGAAGACAGCCACCCAUUGCAAAAUUUUCUCUGGGCCGGAGACCGGCCGCCCAGUUCGUAGAAAGAUGGGCAGCUCUCAAAAAAGACACAAACAGCUGAAGGAUGGAUACCAUUGCAUAUAUUAAAAGCAUGUUGAAAGAAAAAUAAGGAAGCCAGGACUCUCAGGAUGAAUCAGUCUAGAUCCAGAUCAGGUGACGGUGGUGAAGAAACCUCAUCUCAAGACCAUAAUCAUCGUGAAAAUGAGAGAAGAUGGCAGCAAGAGCGUCUCCAUAGAGAAGAAGCCUAUUAUCAAUUUAUUAAUGAACUCAAUGACGAAGAUUAUCGACUAAUGAGAGAUCAUAAUCUUUUAGGCACUCCUGGAGAAAUAACAUCAGAAGAACUACAACAACGAUUAGAUGGAAUGAAGGAACAACUAGCAUCGCAGCCUGAUUUGAGACAUGGGACAAAUAACAGAGACUCAGAAGUCCCUCGAGAAAGUUCAAAUGAAGAUUCUCUGCUAGAAUGGUUGAACACCUUUCGUCGCACAGGAAAUGCAACUCGAAGUGGACAAAAUGGGAACCAAACUUGGAGAGCUGUGAGUCGAACAAACCCAAACAGUGGAGAGUUUCGGUUUAGUCUGGAAAUCCACAUAAAUCAUGAGAAUAGAGGAUUUGAAAUUAAUGGAGAAGAUCAUUCAGGCAUUCCACUUUCAGAUAUUAGCAGGGAUCGUACUAGCAAUAGGCAAGAAAGAUCAACUAGUCCUGUGGCUAGGCGAACAAGAAGCCAAACCUCCAUGGAUUUCAGUGGUAAUAGUGCCACCAUUACAAGGACAAGGCUUGGUUCAAGGGAGCAGAAUUUAGUUGAAGGAUCACUUUCAACACUGGGAAGGUUAAGGAAUAGAAUUGGGCAGGCAGUUGGCAUUCCUAGAACUAGUGCUUCGCGUGCUAAUUUUAGUAAUCACACAAACCAAUCAGGUGGUAGUGAACUCAGGCAAAGGGAGGGGCAAAGAUUUGGAGCAGCACAUAUUUGGGAAAAUGGAGCUAGAACUAAUGUCACAGUGAGAAAUACAAACCAAAGAUUAGAGCCAAUAAGAUUACGGUCUGCUUUCAGCAGUCGAAGCCGUUCACCAAUUCAGAGACAGAGUGGCACUGCUUAUCAUAAUUCCCAAAGGGAAAGUAGACCUUUGCAGCAAACAGUUAGAAGGUCUGUGAGGAGGAGAGGUAUAACUCGGGUCUUUGUAGAGCAAGAUAGAGAACGCAGAGGUACUGUAAGUGCCCCAUUCUCUAAUUCAAGACUUGUGUCAAGAAUAACAGUAGAAGAAGGAGAAGAAUCCAGCAGAUCCUCAACUGCUGUACGACGACAUCCAACAAUCACACUGGAUCUUCAAGUGAGGAGAAUUCGUCCUGGAGAAAAUAGAGAUAGGGAUAGCAUUGCAAAUAGAACCCGCUCUAGAGUAGGGCUAGCAGAAAAUACAGUCACUGUUGAAAGCAAUAGUGGGGGCUUUCGCCGAACUAUUUCUCGUUUAGAGCGGUCAGGUAUUCGAACCUAUGUUAGUACCAUAACAGUUCCUCUUCGGAGGAUUUCUGAGAAUGAGCUUGUUGAGCCAUCCUCAGUGGCUCUUCGGUCUAUUUUAAGGCAGAUCAUGACUGGGUUUGGAGAAUUGAGUUCUUUAAUGGAGGCUGAGUCUGAGUCAGAGAUUCAGAGAAAUGGUCAGCAUUUACCAGAGAUGCAUUCAGAACUGAGUAACUUAGGUACAGUUAAUGAAAACAGCCAGCUCAGUGAAGGUUCCUCUCAAGCCAGAGAAGCCCAAGAAGACAGCACUGAAAUGCAAGCUGAAAAUGAGACCACCCAGCCUCAGACUCAAAACAGUGACAGUAGAGGAGGCAGGCAGUUGCGAAAUUCAAACAAUUUAGUUGAAACUGGAACACUACCUAUUCUUCGCCUUGCUCAUUUCUUUUUACUAAACGAAGGUGAUGAUGAUGAUCGAAUACGUGGUUUAACCAAAGAGCAGAUAGACAAUCUUUCCACCCGGAACUAUGAGCAUAAUGGUAUUGAUAGUGAACUAGGUAAAAUCUGUAGUGUUUGUAUCAGUGACUAUGUAACUGGAAACAAGCUCAGGCAAUUACCUUGCAUGCAUGAAUUUCACAUUCAUUGUAUUGACCGAUGGCUCUCAGAGAAUUGCACUUGUCCAAUCUGUCGGCAGCCUGUUUUAGGAUCCGGCAUAGCAAAUAAUGGGUGAAAUGAUGGGAUCUAUUCAAAUAUUGUAUUUUAAUAGAGAUGACUAUUGAAGCAUUCUUUUGUUGAGUUAUUUGUGAUGAGCUAACCAGGAUGAAAAAUAACAGAUUAUAGUUUAAACUAUUUUUUGUGUGCUUUUUUAACUUGUUAAAAAGAGGAAAUUUAUAUGAAAUUUAAAAUGCAAAUGUUAAAUUAUCCAAAAGUCCAGAAUAGUUAAUAUUGCUAGAACCAAAUAACCUUUAAAAUGUUUUUAUUUUGGUAAUUUUGUCAUGCUAAGCACUUUUGUAUCUGCACAAUUCAGUAAGUUGAAAAUCAGUCAUUGUUAAUACUACAGCAGACAUUUCUUGGAUUUUCAAGUUUCAUAGGCUUAGUGCUAAGUCAAGACAUUGGUGUCUAAGCCUUUGAAAGAAUGUUUGGCUGAAUGUUUGCUAAAUAUAAAUAUUUAAGUUACUUGAAAUGAUAAUUUAAUACACAGUAUACCUUGUGUGUAUAUAUAUAUAGAUAGAUAUAUAAUUUUAAGAUUAAAAUGUCCAGUCUAAAAACUACAAGUUUGAUUCUUAUUUAAGCUUUUUGGACUAAUACUACAUAUGGCACAAUGUUUACUAUUGACAAGAUCAUCUCUGAGAAGAUUAAGAUAUAAUUCUGAAGUAAAGAUAAUUUACUGAAGCGUCUCUGACAAUCUGACUUACUAGAUAGCAAGCAAUAUGUAAUACUGAACAAGUAUUUUUUAUUCAGGAAUGGGACAUGGAAAAUUUAGGUCAUAUAGAUUAUUUAACUUGAGUUCAGCCUUUUUUGUGACUUUUUUGGAAGUGCAAAUAAUUCUUUGGAUUAAGUAUAAGGUAUACAAGAUGCAUGGUUUUUUC
Molecule: messenger RNA, 3097 nt
Organism: Marmota flaviventris (yellow-bellied marmot)
Lineage: Eukaryota; Metazoa; Chordata; Mammalia; Rodentia; Sciuridae
Gene: Rnf6
Product: ring finger protein 6
Biological process (GO): protein ubiquitination; ubiquitin-dependent protein catabolic process; positive regulation of DNA-templated transcription
Cellular component (GO): nucleus
Molecular function (GO): ubiquitin protein ligase activity
Source: RefSeq, a predicted model, not a curated record